Molecule: messenger RNA, 1723 nt
Organism: Cuscuta epithymum
Lineage: Eukaryota; Viridiplantae; Streptophyta; Magnoliopsida; Solanales; Convolvulaceae
Source: the annotation of a GenBank genome assembly
AGUGAGCGCCAUGAAUGGUUUUGUCCAAGAUAUGAAGGAGAAUUUCAGAAUAAAGCCCGAUCUAGUCACUUACACUAUAAUGAUAGAUAAUGUUUGUAAUAACAAAAAUAUCCGGGAGGCAACCCGGCUUUUGGGUGUUUUGAGUGAGGAAGGCUAUAAGCCAGAUUGCUAUGUUUACAACACAAUUAUGAAGGGUUAUUGCAUGUUAAGCUCUGGGGGUGAAGUGUUGGGUGUGUAUAAGAAGAUGUUGGAAGAAGGUGUGAAACCUGACCUUGUGACGUAUAAUACAUUGAUAUAUGGGCUCUCUAAGUCGGGCCGGGUCCAACAGGCCAAGAAGUUUUUGGGUGUAAUGGUUGGAAAUGGUCAUUUUCCAGAUGCUGUCACAUAUACUUCCUUGAUGAAUGGGAUGUGUAGGGAGGGGGAUGCCAAGGGAGCAUUGUCAUUGCUGGAGGAGAUGGAAGCAAAGGGAUGUGAACCUAAUUCUUGCACGUACAAUACAUUGCUUCAUGGGCUAUGCAAGGCUAGGUUGUUGGAAGAGGCUGUUGAAUUGUAUGGCAUGAUGAAACAGAAUGACAUCAUGCUCGAGUCAGGUGCGUAUGGGACAUUUGUUAGAUCUCUUUGCCGGAAUGGAAGGGUUGCAGAGGCUUAUGAAGUGUUUGACUACGCAGUGGAUAGUAAGAGUUUGAAUGACGUGAUGGCAUACACCACACUGGAGAGUACUUUGAAAUGGCUGAAAAAAGCCAGAGAACAAGGACUUGCUGCCUAGCCUAUGCAUCUGGACAAGGAAAUCCACGGAGCUUUGCCAGGGUAUCUAUAAACAAUUUGGAAACUUUGAAGGCUAUAAAAUGAGUAGGUAAUUAAAGCUGUGAAGUGUGCAUACUUGGAGAGUCAGUUUAGGACAACAGAUAUAGCAGUGGAGCCCCAAGAGAAGUGUAACAUGACAACAAAAUUCGUUGUAAUGUCAUCCACUCAUCCCACACUCAUGCUGGAUGGAUAAGGGCUGAAGAGAUCCACUUAGAGCUUGAUUAGAAACAUUGAUGGGUUGACUAUUACGCCCUCCUGGGCAUGCAUCUUUAUAUCUUUCCACAUAAGGUGCCCAAAGAAAUUAGAGGAUAAACGACCCCUUGUGCAGUUGUGCGGGUGACUCCUGCAUGCCCACCAUGAGUGUUCUGUGGAAUUGAUGCAUCAUAUUUAGAGUUUGUUUCAGUAUAGGGCGGUUUUCCUGAAGUAAUACGGUUCUGGUUCUCCAGUUGGAUGUGUCUGUUUUGAUCACAAAUAUAAGUGAAAAAUCAAGCGUAUUUAAUACAGGUGCACGUGUGAGUUGUGACAACAGUCUUCAGAGUCAUAAUCGUUCAGGGAAUGCCUUUAUCACUUUGGGAACCAAUCCAUCAAGUUCAUAAUGCCCAGUUUCACGGCUGAAUCAAUUACAUAACGUAAUCGUCCCUCUAUUGUGGGUGUUUCCAGUGGCAUGCCAAAACAUUUUCACCUUCUAGUAUGGGAUCCUCUUGGUUUCUGCAGAGAUUGUAUUUGGUUGGACCGUUGGGCUUAUCAGCCUGUUUGGAUCCUCUUACUUGUUAGUUGAUAGUGGUUGACGGGCUUUUAAUUAUUUUUUAUCCUACAUUUAAUUAUCUUAGAUUGUAUGAUGCAUUAUUGUGUUGUCGUGUUUUACAGAUUUUUUAAUACAGAGUGGUACGUAUUCGAAUUCAAUAGAUAUGAAUAUAGA